Rotaria sordida is the source of this 729-nucleotide messenger RNA. Lineage: Eukaryota; Metazoa; Rotifera; Eurotatoria; Philodinida; Philodinidae. The record is from the annotation of a GenBank genome assembly.
AUGGAAUUACGAAAAUAUAAAUUCGAGAAUAAUUAUUUCGAACAUGAUAUCAAACAAUUAAAUGAGAAACUCACUCAAAUUCAACUUUCUCUUGAUCGGCAUAAACCUCGUAUCAAAAUGACCAUACCACCUAUCAAAUUGAACUCACAAGUUCAAAGUUCACUUGAACAUGAUAUUCGUCGCGGAAAAGAAUAUUUCUCCGAUGGAACACUUUUAUGUCAAGAACAUCAAAUUCAGUUGAACGAAUUUUACGGAAAACGAAAUCAAAUGUGGCGGCUCGUUUAUAAAGCCACACGAGACGGAUUUUCUAGUACCGAUUUUUAUCGUUGUUGUGAUAGAAAAGGUGCAACAUUGACAGUAAUUCAAUCAUCGAGCGGACAUUUAUUUGGUGGAUAUACAUCGGCCAAUUGGGAAAGUCAAGAAAAUUGGAAAUGGUCGAUGGAUACGGACGCAUUUCUAUUCACACUAAUUAAUCCGCAUAAACUUUUGCCUACUAAAUAUCAAAUAAAUGCUGAAGGUCGAAAUGCAAUUGGUUGUAAAGCAAGCAUGGGACCGACCUUUGGUCUAUGGGAUAUUUGUACUUAUUCAAAUAGUAAUCAAAAUACUCGUAGUAAUAUUAUGUUUCCUACUGAUUAUAUUGAUUCAACUGGUAAAGGACGUCUCACAUUUACUGGUUCGCAUUAUUUCAAAACUGUCGAAAUUGAAGUCUAUGCUCUCAAGCAGAAAUAA